This is a messenger RNA of Strongylocentrotus purpuratus (purple sea urchin), 1651 nucleotides long. RefSeq names its product cell surface glycoprotein 1-like. The transcript is spliced from 4 exons. Bases 1 to 906 code for a protein of 301 amino acids. The record is from RefSeq and is a predicted model, not a curated record. NCBI's taxonomy places the organism in Eukaryota, Metazoa, Echinodermata, Echinoidea, Camarodonta, Strongylocentrotidae.
AUGUUCACAAUAAACACUUACGCAGAAGCCGCGUCAGUUGAUCACCCCACGCCAGCCAUAGACAGCAGCGCCCCCAUCGAGGAGAAGGAGAACAUUGACAGUGGCAAAGAUGAAAAGAAAGGCGAGGACGAUGCCGACAAGGGCCCUGACCAGAAAAACAAGACCGUUGACAUCUUCGCAAUGGAACCAUCAAGACCGGCUCCGCUUAGGCCGAUCAAAGCUGAUGUCAUCGAUCCCGAGCUUGCUACUGACAAAACGGUAAAGCCUAAGCCUAAACCUAAGCCUGCACCCGUUCCUGAGGUAGACCAGGUCAACGAAGGCGAUGUCGACCAGGGAGACAAGCAAGAAACGCCAGCAGACGACAAGGAUUUACCCAAGGCAGACUUGACCACCAACGAUACGGCUAAGCCCAAGCCUAAGCCUAAACCUAAGCCUACACCCACCACCAUUCCUGAGGUAGACUUGACCAGCACCGACAAGGUCAACGAAGUCAAUGUCGACCAGGAAGGCAAGCAAGAAACGCCAUCAGGCAGUGACUUACCUGUACCAGCGGAUAGGCUGUCAGCAUCGUCAACCCCUGCUCCGACAGGUGCCGUCUCGUCCCGCUCACUGCUAGCUGAUAUCAUAGAUCCCAAUCGGACUCCUGGCAACACGGCUAAGCUCAAGCCUAAGCCUAAACCUAAGCCUAAGCCUACACCCAAUCCUGAGGAAGACUUGACCACCAACGACAAGGUCAACGAAGGCGAUGUCGACCAGGAAGCCAAGCAAGAAACACCAGUAGACAACAAGAACGUACCUGUACCAGCGUAUAGGCCACAUUUGUCACCUAGACGGAAGAAUACUGUCCCUACACAGAACUCAGCCGCUGGACUCCUGGCCAAUAUCCUGAAACCAAAGGCACCUUGACAGGCACCUUGGCAGGCACCUUGGCAGGCACAUCAGAAUGACCAUUACAUCAUCUUUGGUUAUAAGUACCGUAUGCAGCAUUGGCUCUGCAGUUGUUGUCCCUUCUCCCAUUUGAAGGAAACUGAACGGUUCCAUGGAAGAAAAGUUGUAUUUUGUUAAUCCAAGUCAUGAUUCGGUUGAAGCCUAAUAAUAACCCUUCUUUCAUCCAGCUAAGGUUGGGCGUUGCAUCAUGUCUGUAUACCAAAUUCGAUUUGUAUUAUUCAUUGUUUCUUAGUUUAUGUAAACAAAAAGAAGCAAACAAAACAAAUGAGUUAAUACAAAUAGGCAUAAUAACAAUUGAAUGCAGAAAAGUACAGGUACAGUAUGCUUCUUAUCUCUGUGUAUACAACCCCAUGGUUUCUGUUAACGCUUCUAUAUACAAAAGAUGCAACACAUAUAAUUAUACCUAUGUACAGAGGUACAUAUCUAUCUUACAAUAACAACAAAGGUAGCCUUAAUGAAUAGGCUGUUAGUAGUUUGUUGAUGUUGAAAAUGACAAGUGGAAGGACUGAUGGCAAUUACCAUAUUGAAGUCAGCAUUUUCAUUGCCUCCACCAGCAAAGAUGUGCCGGAGGCAUUAUAUAUGAGCACUCUUUCCUUUCCUUUGUAUCACUUACUGCAUAAAUCUACCUAAUUUCACCAUAGACCGAUGAACUUGUUACAUUUAUUUUCAAAGGGCGAAUACAAUAUACGGUCUGAUUAUGUGC